Messenger RNA from Cantharellus anzutake, 213 nucleotides. RefSeq lists its product as uncharacterized. The annotation marks the transcript as partial. Lineage: Eukaryota; Fungi; Basidiomycota; Agaricomycetes; Cantharellales; Hydnaceae. The transcript has a single exon. The record is from RefSeq and is a predicted model, not a curated record.
CUCUGGAAGGAAGCAAUGUCAGGGAUGUAUGACAUUAUAGGAUGUGCCCCAGAAAGAAUAAACACACUUGCCUUCAAGGGGUUGCUUGGGUCUAGGAUCUUCAAAAAUAAAUUGGGAUUCUGUGUGAUCGACGAAGCUCACCUAGUCAUACCUUGGUCACGAAGUUUCCGAGAAGCAUACAAAUCUGUUGGUACCCUCCGGGCACUGGUUCCC